AAGUUACGAAAUUGAAAGCUUCCUAAGGGCAAAAUAGCGGCAAUUACAAUGUUAUAACUUUAAGCUUAAAGAAUUGUUGUAUUUUAUUUUAAUUUAGUUUAAAUAAUAUACUAUGUUCAUGGGCUGAUUAUUUAUUUAAAAUGAAUUUUAUUUGUGGUGUUAUUGAAGGCUUUUAUGGUUCACCAUGGGUUUUUAAUGAAAGAUUAGAUUUGUUUCAAAGAAUGAAAGUUUUGGGACUAAAUACAUACUUAUAUGGUCCAAAAGAUGACAUCAAGCAUAGAAGAGAAUGGAGAGUUAAAUAUACUGAUGUUGAAAAAGCAAUGCUGCUGAGAUUAAUCCAAGAAUCUAAAGCUAAUUCUGUAGAGUUUGUAUAUUCUAUAUCUCCUGGAUUAGAUAUAGUGUUUUCUAGUGAUGUGGAUGUACAAUUAUUACAAGAAAAGUUGACACAGGUGCAAUUGUUAGGAUGCAGUUCCUUUGCAAUACUGUUUGAUGAUAUUGAACCUGAACUUUGUCUAACUGACAAAAGUGAAUUUAGAUCAUUUGGUGAAGCUCAAAUGGUUUUGAUUAAUAAAAUUUACAAUUUUCUUGGUGAAGUAAAAAUUAUGAUGAUGUGUCCUACAGAAUACUGUGACAGCCGUGCAAAACCAAACAUUGAAACUUCAGAGUAUUUAAAGACACUUGGUGAUGGUUUACAUAAAGACAUACACAUAUUAUGGACAGGUGAAAAAGUAGUAUCUCAUACAAUUACUGAUCAGUCUGUAAAGACAUUAACAAGUGUACUCAAGCGUAAGCCUGUUAUUUGGGAUAACAUCCAUGCAAAUGAUUACGAUCAACGACGAUUAUUUUUGGGACCAUACAAAGGGAGAUCUUCUAAGCUCUAUCAAUCUGUGUCUGGAAUUCUUACAAAUCCAAACUGUGAAUAUGAAUGCAACUUUAUUGCUUUCCAUUCACUUAGUGGAUGGAUAAAAUACUGUGUUUCAAAAUCCAAAGACGAAAUUCAAGAAGUAUGUGAAUAUGAUAGCAAAUUAGCUCUUGAGGAGGGUAUAAAAAAAUGGAUGGAACUGUUUAAUUUGAAGCGUGACAUAUUUUAUGGUGAAAAGUUUAGCAACAAGAUGUUGUUAAAUGAAAUUAAUUCAUUUGUGUCAAGCGAAGAAAAUGGUGAAUCUAAGAAUAAUCCAGAAAAUGAAAGCGACAGCUCUCCACAUAAAAAGAUUAAACCUUCACUGAUUGGAUUUUCUGAUGUUUUUUUGUUGUGUCAUUUGUUCUACCUUCCAUAUGAGCACGGUGAUAGCGGUCAAAAAAUGUUAGAUGAUUUUAGGUGGUUGAAAGAGAAUGCAGUAGAUGUACAUGCUAUUGAUCAAUACAAGGUUCAUGAAUGGAAUCAACGUGCACAUUUUUUUCAAGAAAAUUGCAAUGCAGUUGCAGAUAUGUUUGCAAAGUUUAAUAACAUACCAAAUAGACGUAUACUUCAGCAGUUGUAUCCAUACAUAUAUGAUCUUAAAGAGACUGUUAAUAAUCUUUCCUCUUUUGUAAAAUGGCUUGGUUCUGAAAAAAGAAAAAAUAGCGGAAAACUUUUUCCCGAAAAUCCUGAAGCUUGGUUUUUUCGAGGUGGAAUCACAGAAGAAAUGCAGAGAUUGGUUCCAAACCCGAAAGAAGAAAAACUGGAAUCGCGAUACAUAGUUCAAACUAUACGACCAUAUCUCCAACAUGAUAAAGUUGGAUUGUACAAACUUUGUCUGCACCAAUGUGACUUUCCAAAUGCUUUUGUAACAUACCCAGAUUUACCUGGAGACAGUGAAUUAGGUGCAUUUUUGGAAUUUUCACCAGAAAACGUAUAUGUGAUUGAAAUUGAUGAUGUCAUAUGUGGGUAUGGAGCUCUCUGUGAAGAUGCAAGAUUAUUUUACAAAAAUAUAAGCAAUAAAUGGCUGCCUUCAAUACAUGAAAGAUAUAAAACACAAAAUAAUCCCAUCACAUGGUCUAUUGAAGAUGAAGCAAUUAAUCGACUGUUUCAUCCACAAGAUGUAUCUCCAACUCUUCUCAACAACUAUCCAGCACUUCUUACAAUUAAAAUGAGCAACAAGGAUAUGAAUGUCGCUCGAAGACUGCUCAAAUGUGUUUGUUCUCGUUUAAAACACAACGUCAAUGUUUUUUGUCGUCUUUCUGAAAGUUUAAAUCGUCAAUAUGAGACAUUUUACAGAGAGCUAGGUUUUAGCUCUAUUCAGUAUGACGAUUUACCUGUAAAUGAGAUUUUUUAUGGUUGGAAAAAAAACUAAAGAAUUUUUUUGCGGAUUAAUUGUUACAUUAUAAAUAAAAUUAAUUAUGUUUAUUA
Hydra vulgaris (swiftwater hydra) is the source of this 2329-nucleotide messenger RNA. NCBI's taxonomy places the organism in Eukaryota, Metazoa, Cnidaria, Hydrozoa, Anthoathecata, Hydridae. The record is from RefSeq and is a predicted model, not a curated record.